Molecule: messenger RNA, 2496 nt
Organism: Ctenocephalides felis (cat flea)
Lineage: Eukaryota; Metazoa; Arthropoda; Insecta; Siphonaptera; Pulicidae
Gene: aralar1
Product: calcium-binding mitochondrial carrier protein Aralar1
Exons: 15
Coding region: 360-2294 (644 amino acids)
Biological process (GO): malate-aspartate shuttle; L-glutamate transmembrane transport; aspartate transmembrane transport
Molecular function (GO): L-glutamate transmembrane transporter activity; L-aspartate transmembrane transporter activity; calcium ion binding
Source: RefSeq, a predicted model, not a curated record
CUAAUUAAUCUGGUUCAAGAGGAAUGGAGAAGUAGAGUGAAUACAUAAAAUUCCAAAUAAAAAAUAUGAAGAAAAAAGAAGAAACUCUACUGAGCAUGAUAAUGAACAGGAAAGAAAAUGUGAAUCGGAUCCAUUCUACAAAAAGAAUGUCUCCUACAGGACAUUGUCGAAGGUAAAAUAAAAAGACUGAAAGCAUAAGGAAAGGAGAAUGCAGAUGUACGCCCAAGGCGAUAGACCAGAAAGCAUAAAAGUAGAAGUUUGUAGAGGGACCAGCGCACCUACGUCGGGCGCACACGGAGCGCCUGCGUGAAAUCUUCCUGAAAUACGCCUCGUACAGGGCUCCAGAUGGAGAACUGUACAUGACCCCCGAAGACUAUGUCAGAAAAUAUUUGGGACUCUUUCCGGACCCCAAGGAAUCCGACGCCAAAGAUUUGACGUACAACGCAGAAUCCGUUCGCCUGAUUGCCGGAAUAGCAGACACCAGCAAAGACGGCCUGAUAUCAUUCCCGGAAUUCCAGGCCUUCGAAGGGACCCUCUGCGCCCCCGACGCCCUUUACAAAACCGCCUUCCAGUUAUUCGACACCAAUAGUAGCGGGGCGAUAAGCUUCGACGAGUUUGCUUCCAUAAUGAGAAAGACUGAACUACAUUCAAGGAUUCCAUUCAACAUGGACGGAGGAUUUGUACAACUAUAUUUCGGCAAAAACAAAACAAGACAAAUCAAUUAUGCUGAAUUCAGUCAAUUCCUGCACGAUUUUCACGAAGAAUAUGCCAUGGAAGCAUUUAGGAGUCGAGACAAACACGGGACAGGGUUCAUAUCAGCUGUAGAUUUUCAGGAUAUUAUGAUCAAUAUCAAAAGCCAUUUGCUGACGACGCAAGUUAAGGACAAUUUAUUUGCGAUAACAAAUGGAACAAGAGUAUCAUUCCCCUACUUCAUGGCCUUCAAUAGUCUCCUAAAUAAUAUGGAAUUGUUGAAAAGGGUAUAUCUUCAUGCAAGUGGUGGCUCUAGGACGACUGCAGUCAGCAAAGAAGAACUUCUGCAUUCUGCACAAUGCAUGAGCCAAAUUACACCUUUGGAAGUUGAUAUUUUGUAUCAACUUACUGGUCUACUUCAUCAAACUGGUCGAAUUGUAUACAAUGAUCUGAAUGUGAUAGCACCUGAACAGUAUAUAAGGCAUAUAACAAAAAGGCUGGCGGAGAUCAGAGCUGUAUCGAAACCUGAAGAUCGAGGAGUCUUUAUGCAGAUUUUGGAAAGUGGUUAUAGAUUUAUACUGGGAUCGAUAGCUGGAGCUGUUGGAGCAACAGCCGUCUAUCCCAUAGAUUUGGUAAAAACUCGGAUGCAAAAUCAAAGAUCUGGAUCAUUCGUUGGCGAAUUAGCUUAUAGGAACUCCUGGGACUGUUGCAAAAAGGUUUUAAGGCACGAAGGUUUCACAGGCCUUUACAGAGGCCUAGUGCCCCAACUUAUAGGAGUAGCCCCCGAAAAGGCCAUAAAAUUGACGGUGAAUGAUUUUGUUCGCGAUAAAUUGGUGGAUAAGCAUGGAAAUCUUAGUGUCUAUGCUGAAAUUUUAUCAGGAGCUUCUGCUGGUGCAUCACAAGUUAUAUUUACGAAUCCUUUAGAGAUUGUCAAAAUUCGGUUACAAGUUGCUGGUGAAUUAGCAGACGGCGGCCGCAAGAUCAGUGCCCUUUCGGUGGUGCGCGAUUUGGGCUUCUUCGGGCUCUACAAGGGAUUCCGGGCCUGUCUUUUGCGAGACAUGCCUUUCAGCGCGAUCUACUUUCCCACAUACGCCCACACUAAAGCGGCCCUGGCGGACGAACAAGGAUAUAAUCAUCCCUUAUCUCUGCUUAUGGCUGGUGUGAUUUCUGGAGUGCCUGCAGCAGCUCUGGUGACUCCUGCUGAUGUCAUCAAAACCAGGUUGCAGGUUGUUGCAAGACAAGGUCAAACUUCCUACACUGGUGUGAUUGAUGCAGCCAGAAAAAUUCACAGGGAAGAAGGUGCAAGGGCGUUUUGGAAAGGUUCCUUAGCAAGGGUUUGCAGGAGUUCGCCCCAAUUCGGUGUCACGUUGGUCACUUAUGAACUUUUGCAGAGGAUGUUUUAUAUUGACUUUGGUGGAAGUCGGCCUGCCGGUUCCGAAGCCUUCGCCUCGGGCAAACCCGACGAGCCGGCGCCCGCGCCCGAUCACGUCGGCGGCUACCAGGCCGCCCUGCCCGUCCUGGACGGAAUCGAGACUAAAUUCGGCCUGCUGCUACCCAGGUUCGCGUCGACGCUAACGCAACGAGGGCAGAAGGAGGCCAGUUAGAAAUAGACUAUGUAGGAUAGAAUAAAUCAAUUUUAUAUUUAAUAGAAAUUUUUGGACUCGAAGAAGAAGAAGAAGAACUUGUAUAUUUUUGGAAAAUAAGAAAAUUAUAAAUGGAUCAAGUGAGAAGAUAAGUGAGGUAUUAUGUGAUAUUUUGGAAUGUGCUCGGUGCUAAUUUUGGUUCCAAUAUAUUUUUUGAUAUUAA